AUGCCUGCAUACAACGGCGGGCUGCAGUCGCAGACGCGCGACUCGCUCGAGCUCGCCUCCCUCGCCUCCUCGAGCGUCAUGCACGACAAUUGCGGCAACGGCACCGCCGCCUCCGACUCAGAACUAUCCUCGCGACCUAGCAUCUCUUCUUCUCGACGCCUCUCCCUCGUCGAGGAGGAAGACCCCUUUGCCGACGACAACCCCGCCGCGCACAGCGCUGCUAGCACGCGCCUCGGCCGCUCCUACUCGGUCUCGUCCACCUUUGAUUUCGCCGGCAACCUCUUCCCGCUGUCGUCCACUGCCGGUGGCGCCAGCGGAUACGCGCCCAUCGGGGCGCCGACAUCGUCAGGGCGCCGCGGCGGACCCCUGGGCGGCGGCUCCCUUGAGAAGCACAAGACCCUCACGUACCUCAACGGGCUGUCGCUGAUUGUCGGGCUCAUCAUCGGAUCUGGCAUCUUCUCCUCGCCCAGCCAAGUCAGCUCGCGCGUGGGAUCCGCCGGCGCGGGACUCGUGGUGUGGGCGGUGGCCGGCGUGCUCGCCUGGACGGGCGGCGCCUCGUACGCGGAGCUCGGCGGCGCCAUCCCGCUCAACGGCGGCGCCCAGGUCUACCUGGCCAAGACGUUUGGCGAGCUGGCCGGCUUCCUGUUUACGUGGUCGGCGGUGCUGGUGCUGAAACCCGGCAGCGCCGCCAUCAUCGCCAUCAUCAUGGGCGAGUACCUGGUGCGCGCCGUGAUUGGCGCCGAGGCGGAGACGAUCAGUCCCUGGGUGAGCAAGGCGGUUGCGCUCGUGGGGAUCUUUUCGGUGACGCUGCUAAACUGCGUCUCGACGCGGAUUGGGACCAGGGUCAAUGAUUUGCUCAUGUUUCUCAAGUUUGUGGCGCUCAUCUUUAUUACCGUCACAGGCAUCGUCGUCGCGAUUACGGGGCACACGUUCACGGGCGAACCCACGCUCGAGUGGAAAAAGCACGACUGGUUCGAGGGCACCUCGACCGACAUGUCGGCGUGGGCGCUAGCCUUGUAUGCUGGCCUCUGGGCCUUUGACGGUUGGGACAACACCAACUACGUUGUUGGCGAAUUCCGCAAUCCCAGCCGCGACCUCCCGCGCGUCAUCCACACUGCCAUGCCGCUCGUCAUCCUCUGCUACAUCCUCGCCAACGUUGCUUAUUUCCUCGUCCUUCCCUUGUCCGCCAUUAACGGCUCCAACACCGUCGCCGUCCUCUUUGGUUCACGCGUCUUUGGCCCCGCUGGCGCCCUCGUCAUUGCCCUUAUUGUCAGCUUCAGCUGCUUUGGCGCGCUCAACUCGUCCACCUUUACCGCCGGCCGCCUCAUCUACGUCGCCGGCAAGGAGGGGUACAUCCCGACCGUCUUUGGCCGCAUCGGCUUCGGCGACCGCAUGCUCGAGGACUCGCUCUCCACCCAGCGCACCCGCUCUUGGCUUACAAAGAAGAUGCGCAGCUGCGUCGGCGACGAGGACACCGGCCUCUUCUACACCCCGGUUUACGCGCUGCUGCUCAACUGCGCCCUCACCGUCGUGUACUGCGUCGUCGGCGAGUUUUCGACGCUGGUGACGUUUUAUGGCGUUGCGGGGUACACGUUUUACUUUCUCACCGUGCUCGGAUUGAUUGUGCUGCGCGUGCGCGAGCCGCAGCUCGAACGGCCGUACAAGACGUGGAUUACGACGCCCAUCAUCUUUUGCUGCGUGAGCCUGUUUUUGCUUAGCCGCGCCGUGUUUGCCCAGCCGCUGCAGACGCUGAUAGUGGUGGGCUUUGUGGUGGCGGGCAUUCCCGUCUUCUUCCUGCGCGUGCGCGGGCGGGAGCGCAAAGGCAUGGGUGACCGAGAGAGAAAGUGGUGGCAGUUUUGGAAAUGA
Molecule: messenger RNA, 1866 nt
Organism: Akanthomyces muscarius
Lineage: Eukaryota; Fungi; Ascomycota; Sordariomycetes; Hypocreales; Cordycipitaceae
Exons: 2
Coding region: 1-1866 (621 amino acids)
Biological process (GO): amino acid transmembrane transport
Cellular component (GO): membrane
Molecular function (GO): L-amino acid transmembrane transporter activity
Source: RefSeq, a predicted model, not a curated record